Messenger RNA from Serendipita indica DSM 11827, 819 nucleotides. Lineage: Eukaryota; Fungi; Basidiomycota; Agaricomycetes; Sebacinales; Serendipitaceae. The record is from the annotation of a GenBank genome assembly.
AUGCUAAUCCUUCUCACCCUCAUUACAUUCCUGCUCUCGACGACCAGUGCACAAGUUCAAAGGGACGGACCGGUCGCCAAUGUCUCAGGAUGGGACGGACUGACAUAUACCGCGGCUCGCUGGGAGCCUUUAUGUGGUUCGCUCACACGUACGUGGCCACCAGGCAGUAACUGGAACGGAUGUGACGCUGCUAUGAACGGCUACAGCAACGAUGUGCGAAGAACUUUUGGGCUCUACGACCGCACAGGCGUCUUACUUGAGAGGGUUGGUGUAGGCCUUGGAAUCCCCCUCUGCAUGUGCUUCUCGUUGGGCAUGAUUGCCACAAACGAAAAUCUGGACAUAUGUUGGGGAUUUGAGUCCAGUGGAGUUGUAGUCGCAAACGGCCUUGGUGGGGUUCUUGGGAGCUGGAGGAUUAGUGGAAAGGCUCUCCCUCGUUGUACGGACGCCAAUCUAGGAUCACUGGAAGCGCAGUGGUCUCGAACGGCGAUCAUGCCCUCGUACACAGGAUCAGUUCUUACCUUUGGCCCAAGCACGGUGACCCAGCUUCGGACAGUGACGCUCACCCCUACCAGUCAGGUCGUCCCUGAGGCCGGUCGUGUGACUGGCUCUGGAAGCCAAGGCCAAGGGAGCUCUAGUGCAAUGAAGUUGGGGCUGGGAAUAGGCAUAUCUCUCGGCAUCCUUGCCUUGGUGGUUCUGAUCUGGCUUCGCUUGGGCAAGCAGAAGCGGAUUACUGCUGGGAAGCACGGAGAUGGAAUACCUGCAAGUCAGAGGCCGUCUUACCGAGCACCGAUAAAUACGAACCCCACAUGGGCUUAUUAG